AUGAGUCCAGAUGCUUUCUGGCUUUGCAAGAUAUUCAGAGCAGAAGAAAACAAGAUCAGUUCUAAGAUGUCUUUGGAGGAAGUGCUACAACGGUCUCAGUCUUUUGAAAAGCUGAUAACAUGUAAGUAAUUGUAUGCUUAUGGGCCUAUGAUCUACAAGACCUACUUGAAGACACAGCACAGUGAUGAAAAAGAAUUCUUGCUUGCUUGUGAAGCUUAUAAGAAGAUCACAUCACAGAAAAGGAUUGCUGUGGCCAGGAAACUUUUUACAAGUUACAUUCAACUCCAGGCUCCCAGUGAGAUUAACAUUGACAGUCCUGCGAGGAAAACAAUUAUAAGGAAUAUUCAAGAGCCAACACAGUUCUGUUUUGAUGAAGCACAGAGGAUAAUUUACAUGCACAUGGAAAGAGAUUCUUAUCCAUGGUUUAUUGAAUCUAAGUUCUAUCAAAAACUCAAACACAGGCAUUUAGAAAGGUUUAUUCUGGCAUGCAGUU
This is a messenger RNA of Mesitornis unicolor (brown roatelo), 493 nucleotides long. It is a transcript of the gene RGS13, whose product is annotated as regulator of G-protein signaling 13. NCBI's taxonomy places the organism in Eukaryota, Metazoa, Chordata, Aves, Mesitornithiformes, Mesitornithidae. The record is from RefSeq and is a predicted model, not a curated record.